UCUCGAAAGAUAAAGCAGAUCCUUACAGUUCAGUUGCUUCUCACUUCCAGAUCCCGUUCCUUGUUUCCCCGCAAAGCAACCCCGUCGCAAUCUCUACCAUUUCCGGAAAGAAAGCAUAGCUUACAAGGCCGAAGAAACCCUAUCAAGUCCCCUCCUUCCAUUCCGAUGCCUUCUUUCCUGAUUCCUUAAUCGGACAUUUCCCCCUUCCGAGAUGCUGCAGAAGUUUGCUUUAGCCUUCAAGACCAAAACAAUCGAGUUCUUCGCAGACGAGGAGGAGGAGGACGAUGACGCCGCCGUCGAUCUUGAAGCUGUGCCGGAGGAGGUCAUUACAGGGCAACGCGUAGUUGUGCUUAAGCCCGACCCGCCGGCCCAACCCAAUCCGGACGCUCUCGUGUCUUCACUGUUCACCGGCGUCUCCUCCUUCCGCGCCGCCUAUCUCCAGCUCCAAACUGCCCAUUCCCCUUUUGAUCUUGAAGGUAUCCGCGCCGCCGAUUGCGCGGCGGUGUCUCAUCUUCAUCGGCUUUAUGAGCUCAAGCGCGCCUUCUUUACGAACCCGCAAAGCCAAAACGCCAACCCUACUUUACCCCUUUCUGCCCACCUGGAUGCCCAGGUACAGGAGAACCAGUGUCUCCUCCGCACCUUCGAGACCGUGGUUAAUCGCAUGCAAGCCGAUAUCGAUCGGAAGGAUGUGGAGUCCGCCGAGCUAAAGCAGCGGCUAUUGGAGUCCGAGGCAGAGAAUGACCGGCUUGAGCGGCGGCUCGAGCGUGCCUGCUGCCCGCCUGAGGAAAAGGUGGAGUCUUUGCUUACAGUGGGAGUAUUCAAUUCGGUGCUGAAGGACUCUUGUCGGGUGGCUCACCGCUUUGUUCGGGCACUUGUCGAUUUGCUGAAGAACUCUGGAUGGAAUUUGGAGCUCGUUGCAAAUUCUAUAUACCCUGAUGUCUGCUAUGCCAAGUCAGGGCACUGUCGGUAUGCAAUUCUCUCCUAUAUUUGUUUGGCGAUGUUUGAUUCCUUUGGUUUGGAUGGUUAUGGUUGCGAAGGGAAUGGAAUUUGUUCCAAUUCUGAGGAUUACGAGUUUCGAAGGAGGAAUUCCUUAAGGAAAUUCAUUGAGCAUUCGACCCUAGAUCCAUUGGAGCUGAUUAAUGGCGACCCCAAUUCUGAUUUUGCAAGAUUUUGUGACAGUAAAUAUAAAAAUAUCAUUAGUUCUGGAUUGGAGUCCUCUCUUCUUGGGAAUUCAGAUCAUUCCACAUCCAUUAUAGGAAAUAUGAGGCUUUCAAACCCGUUGUAUGAGUUGUUUGUGAACAUGGCCAGCUCAAUGUGGAUGCUCCACAAGUUAGCAUGGGCUUAUGAUCCGGCAGUGGAGAUAUUUCAAAUAGGCCGUGGAGCGGAUUUCUCCAUGGUUUACAUGGAAAGUGUUUGUCCAAAAUCUUUUGAUAAAAACUCGGUUUGCAUGAAUUCACGUCCAAAGGUUGGGUUUACAGUGGUUCCAGGAUUUCGAGUGGGGAGGACAGUGAUUCAGUGCUGGGUGUAUCUAGAUAGGAUGAAGAAGAUAUUUUGAUUUCUUAUUGAACUGUAAAUCAAAAAUUAAAGGGCGUUCUUCUGUUGUAUGAUAUCAAAUACAGCAACUACAUAGGAUUGUAAUAAUUAGAUGAAAUUCUAUAUUCUUAAUGCAAAGCACAAAAAAACACUUUUUUCAGUA
Molecule: messenger RNA, 1696 nt
Organism: Dendrobium catenatum
Lineage: Eukaryota; Viridiplantae; Streptophyta; Magnoliopsida; Asparagales; Orchidaceae
Product: protein GRAVITROPIC IN THE LIGHT 1
Exons: 1
Coding region: 212-1555 (447 amino acids)
Biological process (GO): negative gravitropism; response to red or far red light
Source: RefSeq, a predicted model, not a curated record